Messenger RNA from Musa acuminata AAA Group (dessert banana), 1922 nucleotides. RefSeq names its product phospho-2-dehydro-3-deoxyheptonate aldolase 1, chloroplastic. Gene Ontology annotation, molecular function: 3-deoxy-7-phosphoheptulonate synthase activity. The coding region runs from base 145 to 1698 and encodes 517 amino acids. The transcript is spliced from 5 exons. Gene Ontology annotation, biological process: aromatic amino acid biosynthetic process. The record is from RefSeq and is a predicted model, not a curated record. Lineage: Eukaryota; Viridiplantae; Streptophyta; Magnoliopsida; Zingiberales; Musaceae.
ACUCCUCACUGGCGGUGACCGCACUCCAACCUCACCCGUAUAUAUUUCCAAGAUAACGUCCGUUUCGAGCACGAAACGCCUUUGGAGCGCGCCACCGCGGCAAUCGUCAUCGCCGUAGAAACCCUAAUCCUAGUUUACCGAGCAAUGGCGCCUCUCGCUGCCUCCGGGAAUCUCUCCGCCGUCUUCUCCCUCCCCCCCACCGCUGUUGCCAUCAGUCGCCAUUCGUCCCCCUCCAAAGUCGCCGUUUUCUCCAGGAAUCCAAUCGUUUCGGCUGCAGCGGCGGGAGGGAAGGCGGCAUCUUCCACGAGUUGGGCGCCGGGUAGUUGGAAGUCGAAGCGGGCGCUCCAGAUCCCAGCGUACACGAAUCAGGAGGAGCUGGAGUCGGUCCUCCGGAGCUUGGAGACGUACCCUCCGCUGGUGUUCGCAGGGGAGGCGAGGAGGCUGGAGGAGAGGCUCGCGGAGGCUGCGGUCGGGAAGGCCUUCUUGCUUCAAGGGGGAGACUGCGCCGAGAGCUUCAAGGAGUUUAACGCGAACAAUAUAAGGGACACUUUUCGCGUUCUGUUGCAGAUGGGGGUGGUACUGACCUUUGGAGGACAGAUGCCCAUCAUCAAGGUUGGGCGGAUGGCUGGUCAAUUUGCGAAGCCCAGAUCUGAACCAUUUGAAACAAAAGAUGGUGUAAAACUUCCUAGUUAUCAGGGCGACAAUAUCAAUAGUGAUAUCUUUGACGAAAAAUCUCGAGAGCCAGAUCCAAAAAGGUUGCUUAAAGCUUAUAGCCAAUCAGCUGGAACUCUGAAUCUCCUUAGAGCAUUUGCUACUGGUGGUUAUGCAUCGAUUCAGAGAGUCACACAGUGGAACCUUGAUUUUGUAGAGCACAGUGAGCAAGGAGACAGAUAUAUGGAGCUUGCUCAGAGGGUUGAUGAUGCUAUUGGAUUUAUGGUUGCUGCUGGUCUGACUGCUAAUCAUCCAAUAAUGGCCACAACUGAGUUCUGGACAUCUCAUGAAUGCCUUCACCUACCGUAUGAGCAGGCAUUGACUCGUGAAGAUUCAACAUCUGGGCAAUACUAUGAUUGUUCGGCCCACAUGCUUUGGGUUGGAGAAAGGACACGGCAGCUAGAUGGUGCGCAUGUUGAAUUUCUCCGUGGAAUUGCUAAUCCUCUGGGUAUAAAGGUAAGCGAUAAAAUGGAUCCAUCUGAGCUUGUCAAACUGUGUGAGAUUUUGAACCAUCACAACAAGCCUGGAAGGCUAACCAUAAUCACAAGAAUGGGAGCUGAGAGCAUGCGCGUCAAGCUUCCUCAUCUAAUUAGAGCUGUGCGUCAAGCUGGUCUGAUAGUUACUUGGGUGAGCGAUCCAAUGCAUGGAAACACAGUGAAAGCUCCAUGUGGCCUGAAGACUCGUUCAUUCGAUGCAAUCAGAUCUGAGCUAAGGGCCUUCUUUGAUGUUCAUGAACAAGAGGGUAGCCACCCAGGGGGAGUGCACUUGGAGAUGACCGGUCAGAAUGUUACAGAGUGCAUCGGAGGAUCAAAGGCAGUUACUUAUGAUGACUUGAGUUCUCGGUACCACACGCAUUGUGAUCCCAGACUCAACGCUUCACAGUCCCUGGAACUGGCUUUCGCCAUUGCUGAAAGGCUGAGGAAAAGAAGGAUCAGCUCAUGGGGCAAGCGUGUUUUCGAGCAGAAUCCGCAAGCUGCUGUUGCAUGAGAAUGCAUUUUCGACCACUAUUUGGUAUAUUUCUAUGUUCUGCUGCAAUUUUGUAUCACAAGAUGGAUCCAUCCAUCUCUUUACGGAAUUGUCUACCUUUCUUAUUGUAAUUAGUCAGGGAAAUUUCACUUUUGGAAAGUUAUAGAUAGAUCAAAAUGGACUGAUACAUAUUAAUAUGUAUAUCUUUGGUUGUGUUUUAUUAAUUAAGCUUGGCAUCAGGUCUA